AUGGCGUCCGGUGUUUUGUACACCUAUCCGGAUAAUUUCCGUGCAUACAAAAUUCUUGUUGCUGCCCAAUACAGCAAUACAGAUAUCAAGGUGAUUUCCGAACCUACAGAAUUUGUCCUUGGCGAGACUAAUAAGAGCGCUGGAUUCUUGGAAAAGUUUCCCCUAGGAAAGGUACCUGCAUUCGAAGGCUCAGAUGGAACUUGCAUUUACGAAACUAACGCUAUUGCCUACUAUGUUUCAAAUGCACAACUACAUGGCAAAACCAAAACCGAUGCUGCCAAAAUUAUGCAGUAUAUAAGCCUAGCUGACAAUGAAGUUUUGCCUCAUGCUUGCUCUUGGGUUUUUCCAACUUACGGGAUAAUGCAGUAUAAUAAACAGGCAAGUCUUAGUAGUUCACUUCAUAUCAGUAAUCAUUUAACUCAAAAUACCGAAAAAGCCAAGGAAGUGAUCUCAUCUAUUUUAAAGGUCCUCAACAAUGACUUGUCCACAAGGACUUUCUUGGUCGGAGAAAGAGUAACCUUGGCUGAUAUCUCUUUGGCGUGCAAUCUGUAUCACUUGUUUAAACAGGUCCUUGAUCCUGCAUUUAGAGCACCUUACCCCAACGUUAACCGAUGGUUUACUACGCUUGUAAAUCAACCUCAAUUCCGUAACGUGAUUGGAGAAUUCAAGUUCUGUGAAAAAAUGGCACAAUUUGAUGCUAAAAGAUUUGCAGAGCUCCAAGGAAAAGACAAGAAGGACCAAGGAAAAGAUAAGAAGGACCAAAAAAAAGAGAAAAAGCAGAAAGAGGAGACAAAGGCCGCGAAACCAAAACCCAAGCCACAAGCAGAUGAUGAUGACGAAAAACCAAAAGAAUCAAAGAAACCUGAUCCUUUUGCCAAUCUUGCUAAAAGUGCCUUCGUACUUGAUGCUUUCAAACGAGUUUAUUCCAACGAGGACACAGAAAAAGUUGCGAUUCCGUACUUUUGGGAAAAUUUCGACAAAGAAGGGUUCUCAAUUUGGAAGGGGGAAUAUAAAUAUCCAGAAGAUCUCAAGAAGAUAUUUAUGUCUUGCAAUUUAGUUAGCGGUAUGUUUCAAAGAAUAGAAAAGUUGAAGAAGCAUGCGUUUGGCAGUGUCUGCAUUUUCGGUAAAGACGGUGAUAGCACUAUUUCAGGAAUCUGGAUAAUGCGCGGACAAGAAUUAAUCUUUAAUCUCGACGAAGAUUGGAAUAUCGAUGCUCCUUCUUACGAAUUCGUUAAACUGGAUGUUGACAAGUCAGACGACAAAAAGCUGAUUAACGAGUAUUUGUUAUGGGAAGGAGAUUUCGGUGGCAGAAAAUUCAAUCAGGGAAAAAUAUUUAAGUAGCUCAACAAUUUAUCAAGGAUCGUUUCUAUCAACGAAUUAUAGCGCAGACUUACUCAAACGAAUGAGGUUAAUGGACUGUAUUCGAUCCUUGUAUUGCAUUGUAUUAUGCAAAAUAGCGUUGUUGUAUACAUUUAUUUUGAGCUAAAUAAAUA
Messenger RNA from Trichoplax adhaerens, 1493 nucleotides. RefSeq lists its product as hypothetical. Lineage: Eukaryota; Metazoa; Placozoa; Uniplacotomia; Trichoplacea; Trichoplacidae. The record is from RefSeq and is a predicted model, not a curated record. The transcript has 9 exons. Gene Ontology annotation, biological process: translational elongation. Gene Ontology annotation, cellular component: nucleus; cytoplasm. Bases 1 to 1341 code for a protein of 446 amino acids. Gene Ontology annotation, molecular function: translation elongation factor activity.